GGCCUACACUCUUUCGACAAGGUAUGGUAAGCAACAAGUAUAACGAUAGAAAGUGUGCGUCAUCUUAUCAAAAGAACCACCAAUUGAAGCUCAACUGCUGUCAUCAAAUAUGUUCUUUGUUGGAGGAGACUUUCCACAAUGAAGAUUCUAAUCGCCUUCAUGUGUGCUUGUGUGUUUGUUGUACAUGAUGUUUCUCCAAUUUCCAUGCACCAUGAUAAAUUUAUUGUUAGUCCUAAAUUAGACAUUAAGUUGCUGUUACCGAUAUUCAACAUUGUUUUCGACCGAGUUGAAGAAAAAUUAACGCAUCUGACUCAAACGAUCUCAUCUAAUCUCGCCUGGGCUAGAGACGUUUUGAAAAAAUCGGUGCUAGAAAUGUUUCCUUCAGAUAAACCUUCGGAAAAGCUGUGUUUUAAUUUUAAUACGAUUCACGAAGACGGGUACACAUUCCUGAUGUUGGAAUCCUAUCGUGGAAACAUCAAAGCUGUUCAGUUUUUACUGGCAUUAAAAGCUGAUGUGAAUGCUGUUGCGAAAAAUGGGAAAACAGCUUUGAUUCUGGCAUCAAUGGCUGGACAUGAUCAAAUUGUCGAGUUACUUCUGAAGCAUAACGCCAAUUUUGAUCAAACUUUGGACUAUGGAAUCAAUGCACUUAUGAUAGCUGCAGUAAAUGGAUAUGAGAAAACAGUGGAGGUUUUCUUACAAAAUGACAUACAUAUAAAUAAAGACAUUAGACAAAAACACAAUGCACUAACGCUUGCAGUUUACCGAAACCAUACACAUAUUGUAAAGUUAUUCCUAGAGUAUAGCAUCAUAAAAAAUAUAAAGUUGGGUAAACAGGUUUUAUCGCAGUCUCUCUUAACGGCAUCGAAUCAAGGCAAUACAGCUAUAGUUGACUUGCUUCUAAAUUAUAUCUCAGAUGAUGAAUCUAUAGCACUUUGUGCGCUGCUUGCAUUUUCAAAGUAUCAACAUUCGGUUCUGGAGGUAUAUUUUAAGCAUUAUCAAGUUGAUUCAUUACACAUAGGAGACUCUACUUUGCUGUCGUAUGCCGCAUUUAAAGGCGAUGACAAAAAUAUGAAAUUUCUACUAAAACAUAAAGCAAAUGCAAGCCAAGUUUUACCAUCAGCUUACGAUUUUGCUAGUGCUUUAAUGAUAGCCGCAACGAAAGGUCAUAUAAGCACGGUGAAUUUGUUAUUAAAACAUAAUGCUAAUGUGAAUUACAUAAGUAAGAAAGGUGUUACCGCCCUGCUAUUGGCAAUAAACAGGGAUUAUGAUAAGAUAGUAGAACUACUUCUGCAGAACAAAGCAAAAGUGAAUAUGAAGAGUAAUGGAGACGUGACUGCGUUAAUGUUUGCCGUCGAUAACAGUUCUAGAAAAAUUGUAGAGAUACUGUUAAAGUAUGGUGCUAAUGUAGACCACUUUUCAAAAAAAGGGUACACUGCUUUAAUUGGUGCAGCUAAAAAGGGACGUAAUGACAUUGUAGAAUUGCUUCUUGAGCAUAAAGCAAAUGUUCAUCAGAAAGACUUUGAGUAUGGGCGCAAUGCUUUAAUGUUUGCAUCUUACGAAGGACAUUAUAAUACAGCAAAGCUGCUGUUACAGCACGGUGCUAUGGUGGAUGAUGUUAAUAUUUUUGGCUAUACAUCACUUAUGGCUGCAGCAGAAAGAGGCCAUGACCUUGUAGUUGAACUCCUGUUAGCUCACGGAGCAGACGUUAAUAAAGUGCACAUGUUUAAUGGCAACGCUUUAAUGGCAGCUUCUUCCAUGGGCCAUCUCACGACUGUAAAACUGUUAUUAAAACACAACGCUAGCACUAGCCAGAUAAACGAAUUCGGACAAACAGCAUUAGAUAUAGCUGUUCAACAAAAUUAUACAGAAAUUGUUGAGCUGUUGCGACAGUACACCGCGCCUCAAGACGUUUCCCAUCAUGAAAUCUCAGACCAGCAAAUGUCUCCAGAAACAAGACAUUCUCUAUCACCCGACACAGACACAUCUAGCAGCACCUUAACAGUAGCGGGAAACUAUGAAGAUGACUCUUUAUUGUUGUCAUACAACCAUUUAUUCCUUCAACUUUUACUCUUCAUCUUAGUUGUAUCGGUAAUAUCAACCUAUUUCAUUCAAACAGACCCAGAUGAUGCUAAUUUUAGAACUUUUUUCAAUCUAUCCGCUGAAGUUGCAAAGUUUACUAAAAACAACUCAACUCUUAUGAAAAAACUGCGUUCAACUUUCACUGAAAGCAGUGUAAAAACAACAGAGCCAAAAUUAAUUUGUUCAUUAUUUGGCCUGAACGAGCUUUUCGAAAGCUACCUACUUCAGCUAGACAUUGGCUCUAUCAGACAUCAAUCUCUGGACUUUUACAUACAAAGAUGGCUGAAGACCACAGUCCAGGCAAUAGAAGAGACAGACCAAUCAGCUUCAUUGUAUGAAUGUAUGCUUAGAAUUGGUUUAUCACAGGAAAUGGCCAGCACAUAUUUAGAAAAUCUAAGCCAAGAAUUCAUCAAUAUGUAUUCAUCUCUGUAUUGGUUGUCUCGGUAUUUUAAAAACUUGGCCUCGGUGAAUCCUUUGAUUACCAAUUUACCCAGGAGUUGUGUUUUUGAUGGGGAGAUGGGUGUUUGGGAAACUCGAGAAGUGCGACGCGACGGCCAAACGUUUACAAUUCAAGUCUUAAACGAGAAGUCGUUCCCUGUACACGAUAGGCAUGGUCGUGAUUUAACCUGCGACAGAAUAAACCGCUACCUGAAGAAAAAAAAGUCCGCUGAUUAUAUCUACCUUUAUCACGGUACUUCUUUGGCGUCCGCAGAAAAAAUCGUCGUGAGUCGCGGAAUUGAUUUACGACAAGGCUCCAAAAAUUUAGACUUCUCGCACGGCACUGGUUUCUAUGUGAUAAAUUACCUUCCAAAAUGUAUUGAGUGGAGUUCUAAUGCUAGACCGGAAAACCACGCAAUCAUUAUUUACAAGGUCAGCAAAACAGAAAUGGAAAAAAGAAACGGACUUAUUCUGGACAACGAAGAACAAUGGGGUAGAGUUAUUAAGGCAUGCCGAAGUGGUUUUAAAGGUGAGAUUGGAUCUGAGGUCGAGGACGAGCUAGAAGAAUAUGAAUACGUCCGAGGCUACAUCUGCUCCAAUGGUAGAGCUAUAGAAAAAGAUGCGGCGGUUCCACUUCAAGUGAUGCAGGAAAUUGUUGAGGGCGAUGUACCGUGUCGACCUUUACAAACGUGCAUUUUAAAGAAAAAGUGUGCUGUAUGGUUUAACUCCAAUAUUUUUGGAGUCGUUGUUUACAGAACGCAUUAA
Molecule: messenger RNA, 3282 nt
Organism: Physella acuta
Lineage: Eukaryota; Metazoa; Mollusca; Gastropoda; Physidae
Molecular function (GO): protein binding
Source: RefSeq, a predicted model, not a curated record